This is a messenger RNA of Leptosomus discolor (cuckoo roller), 765 nucleotides long. The record is from RefSeq and is a predicted model, not a curated record. NCBI's taxonomy places the organism in Eukaryota, Metazoa, Chordata, Aves, Leptosomiformes, Leptosomidae.
ACAAAGCUUCCCUCUUCUGGGCAGUAUUAGGAGACGCUGCCUCUCGGGUGUGAACGGACGAUGGCACCAAAUGGCAGGCAUGGGGCUGGGAGUGGCCUUGUGUGCAGUCCCGGUCGUGGAGAAACAGAACUCGUCUUCUCUCAGCAACGACGCCUUGAUUAAAAGAGCAGUUUCCUUGGUAACAGACAGUACUGCUACGCUCCUCUCUCAAACAACGUACGCACUGAUUGAAGCGCUGACAGAGUACACCAAGGCAGUUUACACGCUGGCGUCUCUCUACAAGCAAUAUGCAAAUCUUCUCGGGAAGAUGAAUUCAGAAGAGGUGGAUGCAGUCUGGCAGGUGGUAAUAGGAGCCAGAGUUGAUAUGACCACAAAACAGCAGGAAAAAAACCUACGGCUGGAAUCCAGCUGGAUGACAGCGUUACGUCUGUCAGAGAUGGCGGCAGAAGCUGCCUAUCAGUCAGGUGCAGACCAAGCCUCGGUGACAGCCCGCAGCCACAUUCAGCUCGUGAAAUCGCAGGUGCAAGAAGUGCGACAGCUGUGCCAGAAAGCAGAGACCAAGUUAGCCGAAGCUCAAACAGAAGAGCUCAUAAAAGCUCAAGGAGAGGAAUCUGCAUUGCCACAGGGUAUUUUAGGAAGUACAGAGGCAGGGGAGGACCCUUACCUUCGGGAGGACUGAAAAGAACUGAAGUGUCACCAUAGAAUAUGUGAGAGUCAAUCACAAUUUGAAGGUCCCAGACUUUUCAGUGUGGGAUAGUAGCAAAC